Messenger RNA from Ceutorhynchus assimilis (cabbage seed weevil), 1451 nucleotides. Lineage: Eukaryota; Metazoa; Arthropoda; Insecta; Coleoptera; Curculionidae. The record is from the annotation of a GenBank genome assembly.
GAAAACUGGAUGUUCGCAACCAAGCCAAAGAGUUUCUCAUUUAUUGAAUAGAGUAUCCAUAAAGCAUUUUUUUACUGGUUCGUCAUAGAAAAAGAAAGCGCCUCACCUAGGGGACACAAUUAGCCAAUAGAUAGCGCUAUUUUUGGCGGGUAAAACCAAAAGACAUUUCUUUCAAAUAGUUUUGCGUUUUGUGGAAUAAUUUCAAAUUCAAACUAAAGUUUUAUCCAUAAAAUCAGCGCUCAGUUCGAAGAACGACGAUAAAGAUUUUAGCGUGCCAACAGUAACAAGAGCGCUCGUUGAGAAUGCCUUUGCCCAGUGAAUUGUUGACUCCUGAGGAUAUCGAAGAGAUUUAUAGGGUACUCGAGAGUCCAAGAAAUAAAACUCCAAGAGCCAUGGCAUCAAUGAUUAAACCAAGAGCGAUGCUCUGUCCAAUAGUGUCUGAGCAUUUUUAUAAUAUUAGAUCAAGAGACGUGAAUCCUGCUGAUGUAAAACAUGAUGCCAGUUUCAUGGGUUACCGUCCUACUGUGUCUGCACGAUUUCCAGAAGCUGUACCCAUGAUAUAUAAAGUAUUAAGCGUGGGAAAAGGUUUAUCCAAUAAUGUCGAUCUGUUGAAGUUUGGAUAUUGUAAUUACAUUGCGCCCCACCAUGCUACUAUAUAUUUUGAUGAGGAUGCAAAAUGUUUUGAGCUGAUCAACUACGCCCCUCGGGGUACUCACGUCAACAACAUUUGGUACUGCAAUGAUGUCAAUACGAUUUAUAAAUCUCCAGUGGUUUCGCCAGAGACCUUUGAUGAAAAAAUGCAUGUUGACAAUUUAUCAACGGAAGAAAAGGAUGCUACUCAAGUUGUGGACAUGAGCUCCCAAGCUACUAGUGAAGAAUCUCAAGUUGCUUCCCAAGUUGUUUACGAGGAAUCACCAGGACAAGGAGCUAUUUGUCGUAGAAAAAAGUACCGGUUGGAACAUGUUCCUAGCGCCAAAAGACCAAAUCCAGAGCAGACUGACAGAGUCGAAUGUGCAUGCGGAACAAGUAUGUUCGAGAUCGGACAAGGCGAAGAAAUUAAAAACUGUUCCGAGGAUUCAGUAAUCCUUGGACACGGCAAUUUAAUCAGUUUUGGCUGUAUCAGCUUUGUUUUUUCCAUUAUAGAUCAAGUUCAUUAGUUAAAUGUAACAAAAGGGUUUGACUCACCAACAAGAAUCCGUCCGUCUCGAGACUUUUCCAUCCUGCUUAGAAUAAGUUUGGGUUGCGUUUUACUCAAAACUAACCUAAAUUUGGCAAAGCCGCCAUAAUAAAGUUGACUGACCAGAAAAAUCUGCGCUGGAAUAAACUCUAUAUUCUUUGGCCAAGACUUUGGGGAGUUGCUACAGCAAUGGCAAGCUUAUGUUUAAAUUUUUUAUUGUAUAGGAAAUUAUUUUUGCAUUUUAAAUAACAUUAAUAAAUUAUAGAUACUUAUA